Messenger RNA from Nothobranchius furzeri (turquoise killifish), 3447 nucleotides. RefSeq names its product zinc finger DHHC-type palmitoyltransferase 20b (gene zdhhc20b). The record is from RefSeq and is a predicted model, not a curated record. Lineage: Eukaryota; Metazoa; Chordata; Actinopteri; Cyprinodontiformes; Nothobranchiidae. Gene Ontology annotation, molecular function: palmitoyltransferase activity.
ACCACAUCGCUUCGACACACCCUGUUCGCUCUGCCAGUAGAGGAAGAAAGAUGGCGCCCACACACGUAUUGAGAUGCUGUCAACGAGGUUUGGCGUGGAUACCUGUGAUAUUUAUCUCCCUGGUCGUCUGCUGGUCUUAUUACGCCUACGUGGUGGAGCUUUGUAUAUUAACCAUUAGAAGUAUAGGAGAGAAGAUCAUCUACCUGGUCUUCUUCCACCUCUCCUUCGGCAUGUUUGUGUGGUCUUAUGUGAAGACCAUCUUCAGUAAGCCUGCCAACCCAUCCAGUGAGUUUUGCCUGCCGAAGGCUGAGAAGGAGCGUUAUGAGAAGGAAGAAAAGCCUGAGUUCCAGCAGGAGAUUCUAUGGAGAGCUGCUACCAACCUGCCUCUGUACACCCGCACAGGAACUGGAGCAGUCAGAUACUGUGACCGCUGUCAGGUCAUCAAGCCCGACCGGUGUCAUCACUGCUCUGCGUGUGACAUGUGUGUGCUGAAGAUGGACCACCACUGUCCCUGGGUGAACAACUGUGUUGGCUUCUCCAACUACAAGUUCUUCAUCCUUUUCCUGGCCUACUCACUGGUGUACUGUUUGUUCAUCGCGGCCACGGUUCUGCAGUACUUCAUAAAGUUCUGGACGCUUUGUCGGAGGAAAUCGGCAGAGAACUGUCCAAAGAAUGAGCUAGAAGACACUCGAGCCAAAUUCCACGUCCUGUUUCUAUUUUUUGUGGCGGCUAUGUUCUGCAUCAGUAUUUUGUCCCUCUUCAGCUACCAUCUGUGGCUUGUUGGGAAGAACAGGUCCACUAUAGAGGCAUUCAGGGCCCCAGUCUUCAGAACAGGCUCAGAUAAGAAUGGCUUUUCUCUGGGCUUCCGGAAGAACAUCGUUCAGGUCUUUGGAGACCAGAAGAAAUACUGGCUGCUCCCAGUCUUCACCAGUCAGGGAGAUGGUAUGACGUUCCCGACUCGGCUAGUCAACAUAGAUCCAGAGCAGGCCCCGGUGACGCUGUAUCCUGAACCCAGUAAAAGUGCGACUGACGUCACUGUGAGCCCGCUGAGCGAGUCUCAGAACCGCCUUCUGAGCAACGAGAAGCAGGCCAACAACGUUGAGGACUACCUCGCUGACGACAACAUCAAAUCAGCUGAAAGUGAAACCAUCACAGUCUCCAUGGAGAGCGAGUCCUAACCAGGAGAAAUGCCUGUCCUCUAAUAAAAAGCCUUAAACAACCCAACAGUUUAGCUAGUCUCCACGGCAACCGCAUCUCCUCAGAUCCAUUCAGAGUAUUUAUGGACACCCUUCGCUGCAGCUUUUCUUGAGUAGCCUCGACAUAUUAGCAUAUGUGGGACAUCUCUCACUAACUCCCAUAGGAGAUGUUUGUUCUACGCCGUGAUGCAGAUCUCCUUUUGCUGUUCUCCUUCACAUGUGGGGAGUUUGUUUAUGAAGAAUGUCCAAAGGACUCCAGUUUUUUUUUUUUUUUACUGUUUAGCUUUUGUGCCAAAAGCCUCGACGGUGCACCAGGAGUUAUUUUACAGUAACGGUUGUGAAAAGGAGAUGCUGAAGAAGUUUUUUUUUUUUAAGGUACAGCACAUGCUGUGGAGAUGGACCCAUUUAACCUACUGUUACAUGUUCAUUUUUUAUUAUGUUUUUAUUAUAUUUUAUUAUAUUCAUUAUAUUGUGGUUUGCACCUUUUUGAGAUGGAUGUUUUCCCACCAAAACCCUGGACUCGGCUGUGUGGUUCAGUAGACUGUCCCUGUCCACAGCAGGGGGACACUAUGGGAUUUUGGUUGGACAUUACAGCACAAGAUGGAGCAUUUGCACUUUACUUUUGAAAUGUCCAUCAGAAACCAUGUGCUUUUCUACCAUUUUCUGUUUUUCUUUUACACAUCUGAGAUGCAUUAUUAGUCAUUUAUCAUGUUUUGUAUAACGGUUCAAGCAGCAGUCAAUAUUUUCUUUUUAUAACUAAAAAAAACAAACCCUCUGCUUUAAGUAUAUUCGUGACCAAGUGGUGUUGAACUAUGCUGCGUGGAAAUGGAGAGUCUCACUCACACAUUGUCCCUCUAGCUGCUGAUAGGGGAUGUCUACAGAUCUUCCUUUUUUAUUUCUACUGCUCAACCUUUAAUGAGAUUCCACCACUCGUUGCCAAAAAAGGGCUGAAAUGUCAGGAGCUCUGACAUCUGAACCUGAAGUGUUUACAGCAUGCUAGCUUUACUCUCACUGGCUAACAUUACCAAGCAGCAGCAGCGGAGGUGGGGUUCACCAUAGAUAUGUAUAUAAACACCACAGGUUGUGUUAUCAGAUCUGGACAGCAGGUGGCGACAAAUCUGUUUCCUAUUCUCAUCAAAUUGAGUUUUUGGGUGCUUCUUUGAAUAUAUCUUUUUUAUUUAGAUGUUGCUACCAUGACAUCACUUUAGUGUAAUAACACAGUGUGAGAGAGAAUUGUGGACAGCAGCAUCUGGAAUCGCGCUGUGUUGUAAAAUUGUGGAAAAGACCCUUAAACUGUAACGGUGGCGCGUCUCGUGUAAGUGUCGAACAUCUGAUGUUUGAGUCUCUGGGUCAAAGUCUGUAAAACCGUGUUGCUGGAUCCCACCGGACCCUGGUGUUGUUCGUGUUUACAGCCGUUUCUGAUGCUCGGGAUGUGCCUGUGGUGUUUUCAUGAUGAUGCUAGUCGUACCUUUACGGGUGUGUUUGUGAUCACCAGUGAUCAGCGGGGGAUUUUUUCGUGAUAGUGUUGUUGCACUGUAACUAUAAGAGACCUUGACCCAAAGCAGAGGAGUUCUGAUUGAUUUCGGCUCUCUAUCAACAACAUAUUUAUAUAUUUAGUGACAGGACACUCGUGUCAGUGUAGGAGUCUGCUUUGGUUUAUUUUGGGGUUUAAAACCUUGGACCACCUGGCUGGUUGGUCUUGAGGCUGAGUGAGUGAGUGAGUGAGUGAGUGUGUGUGUGUGUGUGUGUGUGUGUGUGUGUGUGUGUGUUAUUAUGCUUGUCUACAUUAUUCCUGUCUUGGGAUUUUUACCUGAGCAUCCUUGUCUUAAAAGCAUGGCACCUAACAUCUGAAGAAAGUAAAACAUGUUUUGCUGUUUUUGGGGGAUUACAGUGUCAGACUUUUUAUUUUUUUUUAUUUUUACUUUGCCGUCUUUUCAAUGAGCUUUACUCUGGUCUGUAUAAAACUGAAGCCAUAAACUCUUGUGAAAACGGAAGGCUGGACGAUUCUGUUCUCCUUUUCUAGACAGAUCUCAUGCUACGUCUUGUCACGGUGCAGGUCAUAGCCUGUCAUAAUGUGCUAACCGCUACAUUCUGGUUUUGUUAUCCUAUUUUACAAUGUGUGUAAAUACUAUGUAAGCAAAGACACGUAUAUUUUUCUUGUCUAAUUAAUUUUACUGUUCCUAUUUGAAUGAAGUUCGUGCUUCUACACGGUUAUCAUACAAAUAAAUGUUUUUGGUUCUUUUCUACAAAA